Molecule: messenger RNA, 4848 nt
Organism: Schistosoma turkestanicum
Lineage: Eukaryota; Metazoa; Platyhelminthes; Trematoda; Strigeidida; Schistosomatidae
Source: the annotation of a GenBank genome assembly
UUAAAUACUGAGAUUGUUGCAUAUGCAAUUUUACAUCUAAUGUACUACGAAUUCAGCUUUAAUUUAUUUGUAACCUCAGGAAUACUUGGCAUCCUGUGAAAGUCAUAAAAGCGUUUGGCUGAUUAACAACUCAUUUCUUAUCUCAAACAGUUUUUACUAUUAUCUUACGGUCACUACUACAGAGUAAUUGUUAUCGUAAGAGAUAAAUUGGUUGUUCAAAAAGUUUUUUUAAUUAACGGUAUUAUUUUAUCUUUACCGGAAGAUUUGAUCUUUUGUUUCACAGGAAAUGUUUGACAUGUGUUAACCAUGGCUAAAAUUUCCAACCGUAAACCAUCGAAAAAUGUCCAUUCAUCUCUUGAAUGGACUUUUCAAAAUAACGAUCCGAACUCUUCCAGCGAUACAUAUUGGUCUUGGUCAGAUGUCUAUAAGUACCAAAGAAGCAAUAGUGUUCAGGACAACCGUGUUAAAGUCGUAGUGUCUGUAGAACAAACUUUGUAUGAUGUCGCGGAACUGCUUGAAAGGCGAUUAGGGAUUUGUCUUUCUGGCUGCCAGUUUUAUCUUCAAGACCGAAUCAAGCUUCGUGGGGAAUCGCCUCUGGUUGAACAUUGUGUAGAAAUAUCUGGUUUAGUCCAGCUAUUACUUGAGGUGAAAACAGCACAAGCAGGCUAUCCUUUUCGACUCAAUGUAGUUGAUAUUCAAAUCCCAGAGUCCGUUGAUCAUCAUGGACUUAACUCUUUGCCAAUCGAAAAAAAUAGACGUUCUGGUAUUGCAAAAGGACCCGGACAACAGAUAUCCAGUUUAAACUCGGCAAAAAAUGAGGAGUCAAGGGAUGAUGGCUCUCUCUCAAGUUCAAACAGACCAACAAGUCCAAAACCUGAAUGCAUAUCCCCUCUAACCGUUGCCGCAGCUGUGGCAGCAGCAGCUGAUAUUGCUUCAGGAGGGUCUGGUUUAUUGGAACCACAGCCUCUCAAUGAAAAUGGUAUGGUCUCAAAUGAGUCUGUUAUUCCAGAAGCAUGCACUAUUCUUGAUGUACAUUCAUCUCAGAACCCUUAUCUAGGAUCCCAACUGGAACCUGGUGGAAUUUCUGGAACUUACGACUUGGAAAGCUUAUCCAGAUGGGUCCCUGAUGGUCACUAUCAUCGUUUAAUGGAAAUGAAUGAUAUUCCCCGUGAUCCUAUCGAGUGGAAUUCCACCCAAGUUAUCAUGUGGAUAAAUUGGGCUUGCAAACAAUUUAGGAUUGAAGGCUUGAAAAGUGAAAAGCUUUUCAACAUGCCUGGGUCUCGCAUGUUCGUUUUAACACCAGAUGAUUGGCGACGUCUAGUUCCCAACGCCAAUGUCAACUUCUUAACACACUUGGAGUUACUCAAACGCUGUCGGAAUGUUUGUGUCCCUUAUUGUCCACAACCUCCACCGCAGAGCGCAAACCAAUCUCAAAAAUUGUACAGACAAAUGUCCCGGUCCCGCUUUCGUAGCUCAAGAAAUUUAACGGAAACGAAUUCAAACAGGAGUUUUGGUGGAAGUAUUGUAUUCGCACCAUCAUACUCUGGAGCCUUAAAUCCCUAUGAUACAAAUAUUGCUAAUCCACGAAUGAUGUGUUCAAAACCAGUGUUUUUGUCAUAUAAUGAUUUAAAUAGUCGCGUUCCAACAUCCGGUGCUACUACACUAAAUUCAUUCAUGAACGAAGCAGCUGCUAAUCAGAAUUCAUCCAACUAUACAAAUAAUGGUUUGUGUGAGGUGUCUUCAGGUGGUGGUAGUCAAUUGGUUCAUGGUGCAUUUUUAUUGACACAGAAUGGAAACUCUCUUCAACAAGGAAUGACCAGUUCUCAAUCAUCAGCAGCUGCAGCUGCUGCUGGCCAAGUUCAAUUGUGGCAGUUUUUGCUUGAAUUACUUACCGAUUGGAGAUAUCGUGAAGCCAUUCACUGGAUUAGUGAUGAUGGUGAAUUUAAAUUAAGUAAUCCUGAACAAGUGGCUGCAAUGUGGGGUCAUCGCAAAAACAAACCUGCAAUGAAUUAUGAAAAGUUAUCUCGAGCAUUACGAUAUUAUUACGAUGGUGAUAUGAUUUCAAAGGUUCAUGGAAAACGUUUUGUGUACAAAUUCAUUUGUGAUUUGAAGACUCUACUUGGUUUUUCAGCUGGUGAGCUAUAUAUGUUAGUGAAAAAUUGUGCUGAAAAGCAUUCACAUCGAGGCAAAAAGCGUCGCUUGACUACCGGAUCAACAUGCUCGUCAGUAAAUAACCAUACUCUAUCUACUUUUCCUAUUGACGAUGGUGCUGUGUUCCCAAUACCCGCUGAACAUUCUCGCCCACUUAGUUUCUUGAACCGGCCUGUACAACGCAAUGUAACCUCUGGUUACUGCCUUGAUGUUGUCACACCUUCAGAUCCCCUUUGUUAUAAUGUCCCGUUUUCUCCCACAUACCGUAUCAGACAACCAGUCAAAUCGGAAAAUGGAGUACACAGUAAUAUGUUAGAACAGCACUCCAGUAGUUCUUUAACUCACCAGCCAUUACAACGAAAAAGACCUUUGGGCAUGCAGUCGGCUACUGCCAAUGCUGACAAUAUUGUUUUCGAAGAUGACUCCGUUAAUCGUAAUGCCUCUGACUCUGAACAUCAUGAAGAGGAUCAAUCACGUGCUCCUACCAGCCCUUGGAGGCUGCGACGUCGCUGGUGGGCUCGCAAUCCUUUAUCUGGUGUUUCACCACUUGGCUCUCCUCCUUACUCAUCUCCUUCAUUCACUGAACGUAUAUCUUCUGAUCCUGCUCGACAACAAGAUGAUGUAUCCGAUCGCUUCAAUGGUUCAUGUACGUCUUUAGCUGGUUCAAGUUCUCAGUUCAGUCAUUCACAGUUCGCAGUUGAUGAGGACUGGGUUGCCGCUGCAGCGUUAACAGAGGAUAUGGCAAAUGAAUCGUCCAUGAAUUCCUCCAACUCGGUCAACAGUUCAUUUCGAUCUAAUAGAAUUUCACUUUCACAGCCUCCCACUACCAAUUCUACUGUAACUGGCUUUGAUGAAGGUGAGAUAGCUUCAGCCGCUGCUUCAUUAUUCAAUCAGUCAAACCAAUCAGAACCUCCCUUGCUAGUAGGUCAAACAAUUACCACUUCCAAAAAUCAAAAGCUAUAUUCUAACAUAUCUGAUUAUCGCUGUGAAACAAAAGAGGUACGACAUGAUGAUUCGCUUAUCGACGAUACUGUAUAUGGUUCUCGGUUGAGUCAUUUAGCUAGUAACAGGUACAUCUCUAAUAACCGGUCAUCUUUACGUAACUACGGUCCAGUCUUAUUAUCCGGUUACAAUCAAGGCAUAGAUAUCGAUGCCUUUUUAGCUCAUUGAUGUACAAUAUGUAUGAAGCUUUUUUCACAGCUACUUUGAUGUUCGCUUCUAUAGAAAAUUGUACAUUAAUUUAUUCAUCAAUAGGUGCCUUCCGAUUUGUAUUGCGGAAGUAUAUUCAGAUGACAUAUUCAUUCAUUAUUUUCCUUCAAUGAUCAUCCUAUUUUCUGUUAUUUUUUUUCUUUUCUCUGAAAAUUUCUUUACUCAGGAUUUUGUUUAAUUGUACAAUAUAUAUAUAUAUAUAUAUGUAUACUGGUUCUCUAUAUGUACAGUACAUGAUUAUCCUCUCAAAUCCGUGAAUUACUUCACAUUCAAAGUAUUAGUAUCCUCUCUCUCUCUCUCUGUUUUUUUACAUACAUCUCCAUGAAAACUGCAAUUUACAUUGUUCAUGUACAAAAGCAUAUGUAGUUGAUUGAUUAAAUCAAAUGAUUCUGAUGUUCAUUUUAACACUUCCAAUGUGUAUACACCACAUGUAGCAUUUCGAUUAGAAUGAGAAUUCUAUUCGGUGUUUUUUCUUUGUGUGCGUGUGCGUGUGCGUGUGCCUGAUUGAGUUCAUAUCUUUAAUUCAACUUGUAUGUGUCAAUAACAUUCCAUGCCAUUCACAGUAAUAUCAUUUAAAUAAAUUAAUUCAAAUGUUGUCAAGAAAGCUUAUAGUUAUUUGAUGAUGAUGAUGAUGAUGAUGAUGAUGAUAAAGUUAGAUUUCCCUAAUAUUUCACUUACUCUAUUGUUAUUUAGUUUUUACUGUGAACUUUUCACGACAUUUGCAUUUCAACCAAUUGACACAUUAAAUUCUUUUUUUUUCAAUCAAUUAAUCAAUCACAUUCAACAAAAAAACAUACAUAGUUUUUAUGAUCAAUCUCAACUUUGUCCAUACUUGUAUUCUUGUUGAUUUCUGUAAAUUUUAACUCUGGCUCCCUAUAUAUAUAUAUUAUAUAUAUAUAUAUAUAUAAAUGCCAUUCACAUUUCCUAUACACACAGAACUAUUUUGUACAUUUUUUUUUAGUACGAAAGAGAUUCUUUUGUUUUUUUUAUAUACAUAUAUUUAUACAGGCGUGCUUUAUUUGACGUUUAUUAUUAUUAUUAUUACUACUAUUAUUAUUAUUAUUGUUCAAUUCAUUUUAUUAACUUGUUUGUUCUGUUUUCGUUUUUUCUUGUUUGUUUGCGAGUAAAGUAACAAGUCAAUAUUCCUGUUAGGUUAAGAAGAUGUGUAAUCAUUAUCAUCUUAAUUAUCUAUGCACAAAAAUGUUAUCCUAUGUUAAAACAAAACAUUAUCCUCAACGCCUAAUUUAAGUGUGCUCAUUAGAUAGCACUAUCAUGUGACUCUAGAAGUGGAUACGCAAUUGUUUUGUUUAAAUCGUAAUGCAUAGUUAGUUGGUUAGUUUUGUUCAUAGAUGGUUGGUUAUAUGUGUUGCUUGUAUUGUUUUGAAUAGCUAAAUAUGAAUAAUAUAUUUUAUUGCGUCAGUAAAUUCUUGUGUAUGUAUAUACGCGUGAAUCCAUUUUCUGUAAAAAUAAAUGGGAUGAUCUCUAGUA